Molecule: messenger RNA, 1857 nt
Organism: Letharia columbiana
Lineage: Eukaryota; Fungi; Ascomycota; Lecanoromycetes; Lecanorales; Parmeliaceae
Exons: 4
Coding region: 1-1857 (618 amino acids)
Source: RefSeq, a predicted model, not a curated record
AUGCCGUCACCCAGCAGAACCAAUGGUGGUGCAGCUGCAGGGUCAGCUGAAGGAUCGGGCCCGAAGAAAUGGCAAUUCGUCAACGUCAGCGAGCCGAAGAAGAACCAAGACAAGGAUGUCAUAAGUAUAGUACGCGCUCAUGCUAUGCGUAAUGUACGCCGGAAUCAGCGAUUGGAGCUCAUGGCCCAGUAUCAGAAGAGGCUAAAAACCAAGGCCCCAAAAUCGGAACAUGCGGAUUCAAGCGUGACAGCUGAGCACUCUCUACAAAUGAAUCCAAAUGGUUGGUUUACGGGUGAUAAGGCAGAUGCCGACGGGCCGGUGGCACUGCACGAGAUGCUCUCUAAGCUUGGGUUCAUCAAUAUGGGUCAUCUAGCGAGCAGAAAUGAGGCUGAACCUGCGGCUGAAUGUGAUGAGCAAGCACAACGUUCAGACUAUUGGCCGAGCUACGGCGAAGAGGAGACGCGAGCUCUCAUGCGCCCUAUGCCCGGGACAUGCCGUACUGGAUCCCCAAAGUCGUUGGUUGGAGACGGGGUGUUUGAUCCGUUCAAUGCUAUGCCGAUUGCUAGCUGCAACAACUACAAUGGCUACAUUUUAAAUCACUUCGCUUCGGUUAUAGCUCUCAGCUGCCUACCAGUUGACCAGGGUAAGGGUCAGAACCCUCUCACGAAGAUCUGGCUUCCCUAUGCUUUGCAAGACUCCACCCUUCUUCUCGCCACUCUCACAUUCGCACAAGCACAUCUAGAAAUUCUGUCUGGUGAUUGUAAAAGUCAAAGAACUCUUCUUCGCAAAGGCGACUCAAUCAAGGCUGUCAACGCGAAGUUGGGGGACCGUGAGCAUGCAUUGUCCAAUGAGACUAUUGGAUCGGUGGCGAUGCUUGCCGCAAUGGAAAGCAUCCUCGGCAAUUACAAGGAAUUCCAAAUCCAUAUGAAUGGUCUACAAAGGAUUGUGUACAUGCGCGGUGGACUGCAAAGCUUAGGAUGGGACGGCGUUCUUCAUAUGUUCAUUGCAUGGCAAGACCUGCUAUCUUCCGCAAUGAUGGCUUCAGCUCUACCAUACGAACAAACGCCCUGCUGUCUUCUCAUUCGAGGCGAUCUGCCCUACUCCAAUCCGAUCUUCCCCGAAUUUGGCCUCUCGACGGAGCUUUGUGGCGAGAUCGCCGCUGCGUUCCAAAACAUGCGCUACCUCUCUCGAAAGAUUAACAACUGGGAUACAACCCAGACCACUCGGGACAUCAUGUCCUUCAGCAAGAUGCGUACGAACAUCGUCGACAAAUUGCUGUCAUUCGCGAACCGAAAGCCAGCGGCAGAAAUGACCAACCUCGACUACCACAUCGAAACAUGUCGUCUCGCCGCUCUGAUCUACAUCAAAGUCGCUCUCCACAUGUACUUCCCCCUCUGCGCCAUCAUCCGAAGCCUAAAAGCCCAGCUCAUGAACACCAUCAAACAAGGCGAAGCCAACCACACCAUCGGCCUCGGCGCUCGCCCACCACCGGGCUCCAUCACAUGGGCCCUCUUCAUCUGCGGCAGUCUCCCCCUCGACAAGGACGAAGAAGAGUGGUUCGCCGUCCGCAUAGCCAGAGGGAUCAGGCCGUCCGGUGUCGAGACGUGGGCUGAGAUGGAAGAGCACUUGGGACGGAUUUGCUGGCUCCCCAAGCGGAACACGCCUACUUGUAGGAGUCUGUGGCGGAGGGUGGGGAGUCUCCAUGCAGAGUACUGGGCUGCUCAGGUGCGUGUGGUGGCGUCGGAUGGGAAUAGGAGUGGACUGUAUUAUUGGUAUCCUCGUUCUGAAGAGGAGUUCUCGCGCCGUCAGGGAUCGUCUAACGAAACGAUGUCGGGUCAGCGAGAAUGCAUCGGAUGA